CUGCCGAGGUCGUCUCGGGUGAGGGGGUCGCGCCGGAAGUGGCUGUGCGGCGCGCCUCGGUGUUGGUAGGAAGCUGCGGGAGGAGUUUAGUCAUUCAAGGGGGUGCGGCAGCUUUGGGUGUUCUUCUCAGCCCCCUGCUACAGCCAUGGCGAAAGGCCGUGUCGCCGAGAGGACGCAGACGGGGGCGCGGCACUCGACCCCAGUGGGGGACCGGGCAACGGGGACGCGCUGUUCCGCCACGCCAGGCAGCGGAGAGCACCUGAAGGACAAACCUUGUGCAGAAGCUGGUUCAGCAAGAAUGUCACUCCUUAUACUGGUGUCCAUUUUCUUAUGUGCAGCUUUUGUUAUGUUUUUGGUAUAUAAAAAUUUUCCUCAGCUUAGUGAGUUUUGUCUUGUGAAAAUUCCACUUUUUGAUGUUUUGAUCCUUAACUUAGAAGUUAACAGUCUGCAAACAUUUGCUAUUCCAGGCUCCAUUUUCCUCAGCAUACUCUCGGGGUUCCUUUACCCAUUCCCACUAGCCUUAUUCCUUGUUUGUUUGUGUUCUGGACUUGGUGCCUCCUUCUGCUACAUGCUCUCCUAUUUAGUUGGAAGACCUGUUGUAUACAAAUACCUGACAGAGAAGGCAGUAAAAUGGUCACAGCAGGUAGAGCGUCAUAGAGAACAUCUCAUUAACUACAUUAUCUUUUUGAGAAUCACACCAUUUCUGCCUAAUUGGUUUAUUAAUAUAACAUCUCCUGUGAUAAAUGUGCCAUUGAAAGUAUUUUUUAUUGGCACUUUUCUAGGUGUUGCACCUCCCUCUUUUGUAGCAAUUAAGGCAGGAACAACUCUAUAUCAGCUUACGACAGCAGGGGAAGCUGUUUCCUGGAACUCAGUAUUUAUUCUGAUGAUUUUGGCUCUUCUUUCUAUUCUGCCAGCCAUCUUCCAAAAAAAACUAAAACAGAAAUUUGAGUAAAAAUCGUGGGUUUUUGUUUAUCACUACCACCACCAACGUCACUACCAUCACCACCAUCUCAGGAAUAACAGGUGUAUCCAUUUUAUGUUUUGAAAUCAGCUCUUCAGUAACUGAAAGAAGGAUUUGUAAAGUAAACUGUCCUACAAAGAUUGUCAGACUAUGAGAAGUGCUGUCAUCAGAUUUGUAGGUGUAACCUAAACAUCACUGUUCCAAGAGUAGCUGAGAUAGCAUCCGUGUGCCCUUGUCUUGGGAUUCUUAUUCGAAAUGAAUCAUUGAAUUGAAUGUUUUUUUUUCUUUUCUGUCUGACUAAUAACUAAAGUAGUGAACUCGGGUACAGUGGCACAUACGUGUAAUCCCAACUGCUGAGGAGACUAAGGCCAGAGGAUUUCUCGUUUGAGACCAGCUUGAGCAAUGCCACAAGACCCUAUAUUAAUGUAAAAUAAGGAAUAGUAAAAUAAAAAAAAAGUUUAGAGCAAAAACUGAAUACUUGAUGCAAAUGGGAGGUUUUAAAUUCUUUCAGACAGCACUUUACGUAGGCCAGAGAAUGUAGCAAGGAUAAGUAUUUAAGUUUAUAGAGGUUUAUCAUGAAUUAGUUUGAUAAUUUAAACUGUUUUCAUCCUUUUUACAGUAUUCCACCAUACAUAUAUAAAAUGAGACUUCUAUGCCUGUAUCAUAUUGGUGUCAAUAAUGUAUAUUCAGAUAAUGAUAUUUUGUUACAGCGUCUUUAUUAUCUCAAAAGGGUUCUGAAAGUAAGUACUCAAAACAGAGUUUUUAGACAUUAAUCAUUUUAUAAUGAAACAUCUGGUAGAAGCAUUAGUGUUUAAAUCUAGUUUAUUUGUUUCAAUAGCUGUAAAUUUUGCCACAUUAAUAUAUUUGCUCAUUAAAGAGUGUAUUGUGUAAUUGCCUUUCAUGCAUGAUACAUCUGUGCGAUUGCUUGUUGCCUUUCCUCUGAUGACUUCCUUUUGGGACAGUUUAGUACAGUUUCCCACCUGUAGAGCUUUUAUUUUCUCACCUCAUGAAGAGAAACAAUUUCUACAUGGUGAUUAUCAUCUCUACCAUUUCUUGGGAGAGACUCCUUUUGACUUCUUUGCUUACCAGGACAGAGUGAUCUAAAGCACUCUAAGAUCCAGUUGGUGUGUUAAACAAUCGCUAUAGCAGUGUGCAAACCCUUGUGUUUUUAUUCGUAGUCCGAUCAUCGAAGUCCGUUUCUCCUGCAUAACCUUUUUCUGUCACAGUAUUAACAUGUGGAUAUAUUACAAAUAUAAGGAAAAUGAUUGA
This is a messenger RNA of Alexandromys fortis (reed vole), 2230 nucleotides long. RefSeq names its product transmembrane protein 41B (gene Tmem41b). Bases 146 to 952 code for a protein of 268 amino acids. The record is from RefSeq and is a predicted model, not a curated record. Gene Ontology annotation, cellular component: endoplasmic reticulum membrane. The transcript is spliced from 6 exons. Lineage: Eukaryota; Metazoa; Chordata; Mammalia; Rodentia; Cricetidae.